Messenger RNA from Peromyscus leucopus (white-footed mouse), 1862 nucleotides. Its product is annotated as poliovirus receptor homolog. Gene Ontology annotation, biological process: fusion of virus membrane with host plasma membrane; regulation of viral entry into host cell; susceptibility to natural killer cell mediated cytotoxicity. NCBI's taxonomy places the organism in Eukaryota, Metazoa, Chordata, Mammalia, Rodentia, Cricetidae. The record is from RefSeq and is a predicted model, not a curated record. The transcript is spliced from 8 exons. Gene Ontology annotation, cellular component: apical junction complex; extracellular exosome; focal adhesion. Bases 126 to 1358 code for a protein of 410 amino acids. Gene Ontology annotation, molecular function: cell adhesion molecule binding.
GCGGCCCUAACUGGGCAGUGCCAGUCGCCGCUCGCGUCCUCUAGCUUCAGCGCGGCUACGUGGGGGUCCCAGGGCCUCCGCGGUCCGUGUGAACCGAGGAGGAGCUGAAUCGGCUCCCGAACCGCAUGGAUCGCCGCACUCUUCCCGCAGGGUUGUGCCUACUGCGGCUGCUGCUGCUGCUGUGCUGCGCGCUCGGGAGAGCCGUUUCCAGUGUAUCCGUGCAUGCGCUCACCAAUGUGACUGGCAUCUUGGACGAGUCUACCACCUUGGUCUGUAGUCUAACGCCUACGGAGAAUGAGAUUACAGUCACCCAAGUAACCUGGAUGAAAAAGAAUCAAGAUGGCUCCCGCUCUACCGUGGCUGUCUUCCAUCCCAAGAAGGGGCCCAGCAUCACGGACCCAGAGAGGGUGAAGUUCUUGGCUUCCACGCUGGACAGAGAUUCAUGGAACGCAUCUCUGGCCAUGUCCCACUUACGUGCUGAAGAUGAAGGUGUCUAUGAAUGUCAGUUUGCCACGUUCCCCUCAGGCAGCAAGAGUGCCAGCAUCAGCCUGCAGGUGCUUGCCCGACCGACAACCACUGCAGAGGCCCUGAAGCCCGCUCCCACCCUGAAGCUGCAGGAAGUAGCUAAAUGCAGCUCCACUGGUGGCCGCCCUGCGCCGCGGAUCCACUGGCUCUCAAACCUGAAUGGAAGCAUCCAUGAAACUCAGGAGCCGGGGCCCCAGAAGGGCACCUACACAGUCACCAGCGUCUUCUCCUUGGUGCCCUCGAGCCAGGCGGAUGGCAAGAGCAUCACCUGCCGGGUGGAUCACGAAAGCCUCUCGGGGCCGGACCUGCAAACUGUGACUCUUUCCUUGCCCUACCCACCUGAGGUGUCCAUCUCUGGCUAUGACAACAACUGGUAUGUCGGUCGCACUGAUGUGGCCCUGACCUGUGAUGCUCGCAGCAAACCAGAGCCCACCGACUACAAAUGGAGCACGUCCACAGGUCCUCUGCCCAAUACCACCGAGGCCCAGGACAAUCAGCUCCUAAUCGCCACCGUGGACAUGAACACUAUGCAUAAUGUGACCUUCAUUUGCAAUGCCACCAACCCCCUAGGGUCCGGGCAGAAUCAAAUAACCGUCCGAGUUACAGAGGACCCUGUGCGGCAGGAUUCAGGCUCAGGCACAGGCGCCAUCGUCGGCAUCUGCAUCUGCGUCGGCAUCAUCAUCAUCGGCAUCAUCGGCAUAGCUGUCUUCAAAUACCUGAGGCGCAAGUCUGGUCGAUCUCUCCGGUCCAGAACCUCCGGGAAUAAUGAGUAUUCCUCGGUGAGCAACGGCAACUGUACCGCGGACAUAGAGAUGAAUCAUGUUACGAGGUAGCGGUGCGGAACUGAGGAAUGUGACGCCUCAACAGCCGGACCCCACGCAGGUGAAUGAAGGAGCCUCCAGAGAGACUGGCCACCCAGUGUGGGGAGCGUCACAUGUCUGGGGGUCUCCCAGGACCCUAGUAGAUUCCACGUUGUCAGAAAGCGCUCCUGGAGCCCAGUGUGGUGGCCCACGCCUGUCACCCCAGCAAGCGGGAGGGCGAAUGGAAGUUUGAGUCUAACCUGGGCUACAGAGUGAAGCCCUGUGUGCACACAUACCAGCAGACACACAAGUUUUAGAGACUGGGACAAAAGCUGGAGUCUUUCCGUAGGUAAGAUAAAUCCUCUACCUCAUGUUGGACCGUAUAGAAUGUUCUAGGAGAUGAAAGACUUCAGCCACUGAGAUUCAACUUCAGAAUCUCUUUUCAUCAGGGUUCUCCCCUCUCUUGACAAGGUCUCACUGUGUAGCCAAGGCUAGGCUCAAAGUCAUAGAGAUCGAUCUGUCUCUACCUCCCAUGUG